This is a messenger RNA of Syngnathus typhle (broad-nosed pipefish), 989 nucleotides long. RefSeq names its product linkage group 9 C2orf49 homolog (gene tslig2). Gene Ontology annotation, biological process: embryonic morphogenesis. Gene Ontology annotation, cellular component: tRNA-splicing ligase complex. The coding region runs from base 23 to 649 and encodes 208 amino acids. The record is from RefSeq and is a predicted model, not a curated record. The transcript is spliced from 4 exons. Lineage: Eukaryota; Metazoa; Chordata; Actinopteri; Syngnathiformes; Syngnathidae.
ACGAUCAAAGAAGAAGACGACGAUGACGCAGAGCAUGCUGGGUAAUACCAACAUGGCGGCCUCCUGUGAAUUAGCCGGCAAAGCUAUUCACGCUUCAGACGUGGAUAUUUUACUACACCCUGAAUUGCUGUCUCAAGAUUUUCUUCAGUUGAUUUUGAAUGAGAAAAAGAUAAGUUCCAAAGAUUGCGGGAGUCGGAACCAACUCAUAGACCUCUACGUACGACACGUUAUCCCGCGACCUCAGCGCACUUUACCCGACAACCGCUGGGGAAAGAGGAUGGCGAAGACUCGAGGCAGACAAGCCCCAGCCGGCCUGCGACCGGACAGGGACCACUUUAGGUCCUCUCAUUCUAUUUCCUAUGGCUCAGAAAAAAUCAAGAAGCCGGAAAUGAGCACAGUGUCGUCAUCAGGAGUGGCCGACAGGCUCAAACCCCCACCGGCGUUAAAUCUGGCCAACCCCAUUCGUCGUUUAUCUGGCAGUUCAUCUACAUUGUCACCACCGCCGCCAUCAUCGUCGUCAAUGUCUUCUUCCAACCAGAAGUUUUCACGCUGCCCUGAGACAGCAAGCCUAAAGCGGGAGGCAAACUGCUCUGGUGUUUCAAUGUCUCCAGAGGUGAAGAAAAAGAUUCAGCAUGUGACAUGGCCAUGACGUCACCCCUUUCAAGCCUCGCUAAGUUUGAUUUCACAGGUUGGCUACAAAUAAACAUUUUAAAAAUGUUAAUUCAUCGGUCAUCUCACUGGUAAUACAACUUUGCACUUGAGAUCAUCUCGUAGUUCUUCAUGUAGAGUUUUACACGUUUUGCAUGUGUUAUUGGCGAGUGUGUAUAUAUAUAUAAUACUUUAUAUAUUUCUGUACUGACAUUUUCUGCAAGCUUGUGUUUUGUUUUGUGUGUGUGAUGUGGUGACUUAGUGUAAUAACGCUGUCAUUUUAUAAUUCACAGCCAAGUAGCUCAAAUGGAAUUUACAAUAAAAUGGCUCACUGUCAACAA